Molecule: messenger RNA, 1418 nt
Organism: Dreissena polymorpha
Lineage: Eukaryota; Metazoa; Mollusca; Bivalvia; Myida; Dreissenidae
Exons: 2
Coding region: 431-1132 (233 amino acids)
Source: RefSeq, a predicted model, not a curated record
UCUCGUGACUGAUCGUGUUUACGUAAACAUUUUUAGAAUUAAAUAUCAGGUGAACUAUUUAAUUGUGAAGUGAUCGAACAUUAUAUGUGAAUGCAUGUGAGAACAUUAAUAAUUGAAUACUAUUCUUACUCACUGAGAGGACUAUGUGGUGCAUCUCGCCGUUUUUGCAAAGUAAGCGUGUUUUAACGAUGUUGAGGUCAAGAAAUGGCAGUCGGGUAAACGAUGCGUUCCGGACACUACCGACUGUCACCGAACGAGCACGAAAGUUUAAGGUUUUACCUGCUUGGCGACGGCAGAAGCAUCACAAUGAUCGAACUCUGCUAUUCUUUCAGCAAAAGAAACAAGCGAUUUAAGAACACUGCUAACUUUCAGUAGCAAACCAGUCCGUUUAAGCGUACCAAACCAAUCACACGCUGUCUGAUAACCCACAAUGCACCGUCCAGAAAAAGAGGCAAAGGAUGCUGUUCCAAGUGAAGUAAAGGAUUUCAUAAGAUCCGCGGUCAAAGACCAGUUUAAGUCCUUGAGACCGGAGCACAUUAAACACUUCGAUGCCGUUAUUAUAUAUGACAAGCGCGAUUACGAGCAUGUAGUAAGGGUCAAAUACGAACUCACGGAAAUAAUGCGAUGGGACGGUGGAGAUAGUGACAUUCGCAUAGAGCUUUUUGACAAUGAGGCCUAUUUCAGUCAAUCGAGGAUUUCCAUCAUACAAGACGUCAUAAACAAAUGUUGCCUGUUGCUCUUUUAUCUGACUGAGAACGCUGAUAAUCCUUAUUUUCACUUCCUUUGUGAGGAGGCGAUCGCGUACUCGAAACUGUACACAGAGACUGGGGCAGCAGUACGCCCAAAAGGCGAAUGCGUCAUCAAGCCAAUCCAUACGCUGCCACAGAGUGCCCGGAAUUACAAGGUCCCUCCCGGACUGGCGUCGCUAACCAGUAUCGACUGGUUUGAUAGGGGAUCCAAGUUUACCCGGGACAAGAUUAUUUCGGUUUUGAUGAACGCUAAGGUCACGAGAGAACAGAACGAGGCAACGGAUAACACACGACGAGACUUUGCCUUUAUGCAUUACGCUUCCCGCGUGAUGCCAGGAACGAAUCAGAGCGUUCACCCGGAUAAAGGUUCUCCUAAAUACUAAAAACAGGUUUAAUUUAUUGAAAUAUUUAGCGUGUAUGUUUUUAAAUAGUAUAUGCUUCACAAUUGGUUAUUCGAUAACAUAUAAUAUUAUAUUAUUAAUACAUUAUGUAUUUGCCGUAAUAAUUUUGAAUACUAAUUAUAUCAACGUUGCCUCCGAGAUUUGGAAGCGAACUAAUCCAACUUCGAUAUAUAUAAUACACAUGUUGUUUGUAUUAUACAAUAUGUAUUAAUCGCUUUGUAAGAAUGUAUUGUGUGCAAAAAAAACAAAAUCGUCCUUUAUUGUGGUU